AUGAAAUUGCUUUGGGUAAUAUGUUGCCUGGCCUUUUUCAUGCUAGCGGCGAAAGCUGCGGAUCAUGGGAAAAAGAAAGACAAAACUGGUGGUGAAGUAGCCAAGGCUGUUGAUGGUCAUGGAAAUCCACUGCAGCGAUCACUUCAAAAGUCUAACUGGAUGCCUGUUUAUCAUCACCCUCCAGCUCCGCGCCAUCAAACUUCAUCACAUUGUUCAGAUGAUGAUGAAGAUGAGGAAGAUUAUGAAGACGAAGAUGAGGAUGAAGGCUGCGAUGAUGAUGAUGAUGAAGAGGAUGAAGACGAUGAGGAUGAAGAAGAAGAUGAAGAAGAGGAAGGAGACGAGGACGAAGACGAUUAUGAAGAUGAAAAUAAACGAAGUAAAACUUUGACAGCCAAAUCACCGAAAAAAAGUGUUGGUUCUCCCAAGGGCAGUUAUAAAAAACCCAAACCAGCAUCACGAUUCAAGCGCCUAAGAGGUUUGCGUAGGAGACGUGGUAAAGCACGACCACUACGUCGCCUCGCGGUGCAAACUGAGGGUAAAAAGAAACACAAAUCUACCGGCGAAAUAACAACAACUCAGGAUCAAAGCUCAAAGAAAGCCGAAUCUGGUGACGAAGUAGCCGAUGCCCUGGAUUAUAGUAAAAAGAAAAGCAAAUCUAAGGUUAAGAGCAAAAAGCUCACAACUGGUGUUGAAGUAACCACAACUAAAACCAAAGGGAAAAAGAAAGACAAAUCCGGUGAUGCAGUUACCACAACUAAAGUUAAAAGGAAAAGGAAAGCCAAAGCGGGUGAUGAAUCAAGCAAAGCUAAGGACACUGGAAAAUCGAAAGACAAAUCUGGCGGUGAAUUAGCCAAGUCUGGUGAUGACUAUGGAAGCAGGCAUCAUAGUAUGCCUUACUGGAUGCCUUGUUAUCAUCAUCCUCCUCCUCCCCCUCCAUGCCAUCAUCCUCCACCGCCUUGUUCUGGUGGUGGUGAUGAUGAAGAAGAGGAGGAAGAAGAAGAGGAUGAAGGCUGUGGCGGAGAUGAUGACGAAGAAGAAGAUGAGGAUGAAGAGGAAGACGAAGAAGAAGAUGGGAAUGAAGAGGAAGACGACGAAGAAGAUGGGGACGAGGAGGAAGACGAAGAAGAGGAGGAAGAUCAAGACGAGGAAGGUGGCGAAGACGAAAGAAAAAAGGCUGCUGCAGUCAAACCUCCCAAAAAAACCAGUGGAGCUACCAAGGGCGGUGCUAAAAAACGUAAACCAGCACCACGAAGAAAACGCAUUUUGCGUAAAAGACGUGGUAGAGCACGUCGCCUGGCACUCACUGCUGUGCAGGCCCAAGAUAAUGAUGAUGGGGAGGUCAUAGAAAUAGACAAUCCAGAUUAUCCUGAAGGUGAAGAAUAUCCUGAUGAAUAUCCCGAAGAUGAAGAACACGCUUGUGAAGGUGGUGAUUAUGGUCCACCUCCACCACCACCACCACCACCUCCUCCACCGCCACCAAGACGAGGAGGCCGUCCACCACCACCACCGCCUCCUCCGCCACCACCUCCACCACCAUCGGAUGGUGGUCGCGGCGGCGAGCGCCAUGCCCCCCGUCAUGGUUAA
This is a messenger RNA of Stomoxys calcitrans (stable fly), 1584 nucleotides long. Its product is annotated as glutamic acid-rich protein-like. The coding region runs from base 1 to 1584 and encodes 527 amino acids. The transcript is spliced from 3 exons. The record is from RefSeq and is a predicted model, not a curated record. NCBI's taxonomy places the organism in Eukaryota, Metazoa, Arthropoda, Insecta, Diptera, Muscidae.